AUCGUCUGCAAACACAUCUAAGGAAUAAGGAUUCGAGAAAAUACUGAAGAGAGAGAGAGCCACAAGAGUUACCCAAAGAUAUGGCGAAAUCCGUGGAUGGAAUUCCACAUUGUCACCCUCCACAAACAAUAGCAAACGACUCGAACACUUUUCCGAAAGAAGCUCUGGAAGAAGCAGAGAAUCCUGGAUUCACUUUGCCAGAAAAUUCAGCGAAUGAUGGCAUUAGCCUUUUCUUCCUCGUAAAAAUUGGUCGGCUGAUGGAGGUUUGGUUGAAGAUUUGGACGGAAAUCUUUCUUGGCUGGUUGCGAGAUUCAAUGGCCAUUAGUUGGGAUCUUAUUGAAUACUCUGCGUGUUACUGACCUUUUUUGUGAUACUCAUGAUGGGGAUGCCAGUGAACAUUUCCGUCGGUUCUCACAUUUGGGUUGGAGAUCCUGAAUUUGCUUGGAUUGAUGGGAUUGUGCUUAGCAUUAAUGGAGAGGAGGUUGAGAUUCAGACUACUAAUGGAAAGAUGGUUGUUGCGAAAGUGGCAAAAGUUUAUCCAAAAGAUGUGGAAGCUCCUGCUGGUGGAGUUGAUGACAUGACUAAGUUAUCAUAUCUACAUGAGCCUGCAGUCCUGCAUAAUUUGGCUACCAGAUAUCAAAUUAGUGAAAUUUAUACAUAUACCGGAAAUAUUCUCAUUGCAAUCAAUCCAUUUCAAGGACUAUCCAAUUUAUAUGAUGCUCACAUGAUGGAACGCUACAAGGGAGAACCAUUUGGAGAGCUGAGCCCUCAUGUUUUUGCAAUAGCUGAUGUCGCAUAUAGGGCAAUGAUUAAUGAGGGCAAAAGCAACUCAAUUCUGGUCAGUGGGGAAAGUGGGGCUGGUAAAACUGAAACCACCAAAAUGCUGAUGCGUUACCUUGCGUACUUGGGUGGACAUAUUGCUGCUGAAGGAAGGACUGUUGAACAAAAAGUUUUAGAAUCGAAUCCAGUCCUUGAAGCAUUUGGAAAUGCAAAAACGGUUAAGAACAACAACUCCAGUCGUUUUGGGAAAUUUGUUGAAAUUCAAUUUGAUAAGCGUGGAAGAAUAUCAGGGGCAGCCAUCAGGACUUAUCUCUUAGAAAGAUCUCGGGUUUGCCAAAUCUCAGAUCCUGAGCGUAAUUAUCACUGUUUUUAUCUUCUUUGUGCUGCACCAACUGAGGAGAUUGAGAAAUACAAAUUGGGAAAUCCUAGGUCAUUUCGCUAUCUUAAUCAAUCCAAUUGCUACGAACUGGUUGGAGUAAGCGAUGCCCAUGACUAUGUUGCCACUAGGAGAGCUAUGGAUAUUGUCGGAAUAAGUAAUAAAGAACAGGAUGCAAUUUUUGGAGUCGUGGCUGCAAUUCUUCAUCUUGGGAAUAUUGAUUUUGCUAAAGGGGAAGAUGCUGAUGCAGCAGUUGUAGAAGAUGAUGAAUCUAGAUUUCAUCUUCAAAUGACAGCAGAGCUUCUCAUGUGUGAUCCUCAAGCAUUAGAAGAUGCACUAUGUAAACGUGUAAUGAUUACUCCUGAGGAAAUUAUCAAGAGAAGUCUUGACCCUCGGAGUGCAGCAAUCAGCAGGGAUGGUUUAGCCAAGACAUUAUAUUCUCGCUUGUUUGAUUGGUUGGUGGAUAAAAUUAAUGUCUCUAUUGGGCAAGAUCCUACAUCGAAAUGUCUGAUUGGCGUCCUAGACAUUUAUGGCUUCGAAAGCUUUACUACUAAUAGCUUUGAGCAGUUCUGUAUCAAUUUUACCAAUGAAAAACUGCAACAACAUUUCAACCAGCAUGUGUUCAAGAUGGAGCAAGAAGGGUACUUAAAAGAUGGAAUCAAUUGGAGUUAUAUUGAAUUUGUUGACAACCAAGAUGUCCUGGACCUUAUCGAGAAGAAACCAGGAGGUAUCAUUGCUCUGCUCGAUGAAGCAUGCAUGUUUCCAAAAUCAACUCAUGAAACAUUCUCACAAAAGCUUUAUUUGACAUUCAAAGAUCACAAACGAUUCAUCAAACCAAAAUUGGCGCGCUCAGAGUUUACCAUUGUUCAUUAUGCGGGAGAGGUUCAAUAUCAGUCUGAUCAAUUUUUAGACAAAAACAAAGACUAUGUUGUUCCUGAACAUCAAGAUUUGUUGAGUGCUUCCAAAUGUUCUUUUGUAGCAGGUCUUUUUCCUUCAAUUUCAGAGGAGAGUAUCAAAUCUUCAAAAUUCUCAUCUAUUGGAUCUCGUUUCAAGAUACAACUGCAACAAUUGAUGGACACGCUAAAUUCUACAGAACCCCACUACAUUAGAUGUGUGAAGCCAAACAAUGUACUAAAACCUGCCAUUUUUGACAAUAAUAGUGUCAUACAACAACUACGCUCUGGUGGUGUUCUAGAGGCAAUUAGAGUCAAAUGUGCUGGAUACCCUACUCAUAGGACCUUUGCUGAAUUCCUAACUCGAUUUGCUAUUCUUGCACCUGAGAUUUUAAAAGGGAACUAUGAAGAGAAAGUGGCAUGCAAAUGGAUUCUGGAAAAGAUGGGACUUACAGGAUAUCAGAUGGGGGAAACAAAGGUUUUCUUAAGAGCUGGUCAGAUGGCUGAGUUAGAUGGACAAAGAGCAUGUGUGCUUCAUAACUCAGCAACAGUUAUCCAGAGGCAGAUUAGAAUGCAUUCUACUCGAAAAAAUUACGUUGUUAAGCGGAAGGCCUCGAUUCAUUUGCAGUCUCAUUGGAGAGGAAAGCUUGCGCGCCAAUUAUCCAAGGACAUGAAGAGGGAGGCAGCUGCCAUCAAGAUACAGAAGAAUUUGCGCAGGCAAAUGGCUAGAAAAGCCUAUACCAGCACCCAGUCCUCUGCGCUUGUGCUGCAAAUUGGUUUACGUGGGAUGGCAGCUCGUAAUGAAUACAGAUAUAGAAAGCAUGCCAAAGCAGCAACUAUUAUUCAGGCUUACUGGCGCUGCCAUAGUGCUGUUUCCUACUAUAAGAAGCUCAAGAAAGCAUCUGCUAUUUCACAAAACAGAUGGAGGGGGAAGUUUUCUGCGGGGAGACAACAUAGAAACUCGAAGAUGACUGACCUGAUUGAAGGACAAGGACAAGAGAUAACGAAAUCGGAUCACUCCCAACUUGAUUUGCAAUCUAAAAUAGAAGAUGGAACAAAUGAGUUAUCAUUUGAUGAAUGUGAGGCUACCCAGAGAUCAAAUGAAGCAUGCUGUACAGUCCCAGAAUCCUCAACUUGCACCCAAGAUGCUAGAAAGAUUGCGAUCCUCACUGCUGAAAUGGAAAAAUUAACGGUGAUGCUGCAAGCAGAAAAACAAAGAGCGGAUGAUUCUGAAAGGAAAUACACAGAAGCUCUGGAAUCAAGUGAGAGAAGACGUAAGAAAUUAGAAGAAACUGAGAGGAGAGUUUACCACCUUCAGGCCUCUUUAAACAGGAUGUUAUACUGCAUGUCAGACCAAUUUUCGGAGCUGAAAAUGAUCUUGCAUGCUCCGUCAAACUCAGCUUCAACUUCUCGACUCUUUGCUAGAGAGGAUACGGUUGAUGUUGCCUCUGAUAACUCUGACGCUUCAUCCUCUGAUUCUGAUUUCACUUUCCCAUCUCCAGCUCCAGCCUCAGAUAACUUCUCUUCCCUAAAUCCGAGUGCUCUCCAGUUGAUAGUUCAGGAUCUUUCAGUGGAAGAAAUUUCAGGUUCUGAGAGCAAGGAGAAUGGAAAGGAGGGGGCGUUUGAUGACUAUUUUUGAUGGGACAAGGUCCUUCCUUUUUUUCACUUAAAUAUCAAUGGUGCACUGGCAUUUUAGAGUAGGCACCUACCCAAAUCACUAGAUGCAUACAUUUGAAUAGAUCAUAAAUGGGUAGUGAGCUCCUAUGUGGAUGAUCUAAAUCAGUUCAAGAGGUAAUAGAGUACUACAAUCCCUUCUAAUGAAUUGUAAAAUAGUCUCUCUUUUUUCUCUAGUUAUACCUUCCUCUGACAAGGACUGAUGUUAAUUGCAUGACCUGUACAAUGAUAAAUCAUCCGCAAUGUUAUAGUACGAGUUUAUUUA
Molecule: messenger RNA, 3988 nt
Organism: Tripterygium wilfordii
Lineage: Eukaryota; Viridiplantae; Streptophyta; Magnoliopsida; Celastrales; Celastraceae
Product: myosin-11
Exons: 26
Coding region: 377-3688 (1103 amino acids)
Biological process (GO): vesicle transport along actin filament; actin filament organization
Cellular component (GO): actin cytoskeleton; vesicle; myosin complex
Molecular function (GO): microfilament motor activity; actin filament binding; ATP binding
Source: RefSeq, a predicted model, not a curated record